Molecule: messenger RNA, 764 nt
Organism: Apis mellifera (honey bee)
Lineage: Eukaryota; Metazoa; Arthropoda; Insecta; Hymenoptera; Apidae
Exons: 2
Coding region: 171-719 (182 amino acids)
Source: RefSeq, a predicted model, not a curated record
AUUAGAAUAUAUUACAAAUGAAAUAAUAAAUAUUGGUAAAUAAGAAUUUUCUUAUUUCUUGUAUGGUUUUCCAAAGCAAACAUAAUAUUGCAUCGUGAUUGGUUCAUUCAAAAUUGAUUGACAUUUUAUUUGCGGGUAAAAUCUGUUUUUAUAUAAGAAUUAUUAUUAAAAUGGAUAAUAUUUAUUCAUUAGAUGCUUCCCAUGUAGAAAAGGAUUUGGAAUAUAAAAAAUCUAUUCAUAAACGACGAUCUUCUGUUUUCCAAAGUCGUCAAAUAAUAUUUGACGAAUGUGAAGGUACAGAAGAUAAAGAGACAGUUGAGAAUAGAGAAGUUAUAAAAUGUACAUCUAAUACAACACAAGAAAAAGUUUUUAAUUUAGAAGAAUAUAUAAUUAAUUUAAGAAAUGAAAGAAAAGAAUGGAUAGAAACUUUGAAACAAAGAAAAACACAACGAAAGAAUCUUACAAAGCAAAAAUUAUGUUUAGAAAAUCAAGAACAACUUUUGGAUCUAAAUGUUUUAUCAGAAUAUGAAAAAACCUUUGUUACAGCACGGCCAAGUUAUCAACAUAUUUGCAAAAAUUAUGAAAAACUAUCAGAUAUGCUUGUGAAAUUAUCAGUAUUACAUAAUUUAACUUAUAAAUUAAAUCAAAGAUUCAUUUCACAAAUGGAAAGAAGAUUAUGUAAGAUUAUUGAUAAAAUAAUCAAAAUAUCAGAAUCAUGAUAUUAUAAAGAUUACUAUACAUUAAAAAUCUUUAAAACAAGAUUA